CUCCACGCAUUUCAUCUUGGGCUUCAUGAAGAGCAAGGAAUCCACAAAGAAAUUAUCCAUCUUCAUCUUUAACCCGAACCCAGUGAACACAGAACCAGCUACUGUCGUUGCGAGGGGACAUAAUGACAUGUCAUAUUAUGUCGAGUUAAUUGUGUCAGCAAUGUCUGGCUAUACUCUGAUUGUCCCGGGGAAGUUUGAGGUUACAGAAGCAGGUACACACAGGAAAGGAAUUUUUAUUUCAUCUAGCCAGAACCUUAUCAUCACAGGCAAUAAUCGCGCGGACCAGGGGACUUACUCCUAUACUGAUAGCUUCCAUGCUCUCCCUGAAGACUCACUCGGAACUUCCUACUAUGCUGUGACCGCAAACGAUCGAGCGGAAAUCCUCAUUGUUGCCGGAUAUGAUGAUACUGAUGUUACAAUAACAGUAAACGGCAUUAUCAGACAUAAAGGGAAAAGCUACAGUACCGGACAGUCCUUCACAGAAACCCUAGAGGAAUUCGAUACUUUGCUGGUUCAGGCUGCAGAUUCAGGUAGUUUGACCGGAACUCACAUAUCAUCGGAUAUUGUCGUAAGUGUCUACAGUGGCAAUGAGUACACGGCUAUCGGGAUGAGUAACCAUCUGGUGCAGCAACUUGCCCCUGUACAGACGUGGUCCGAUUUUUACAUGCUUAUACCACCCUUAUCUACCGAGUUUGACGUGAUCAUUGUCGCUGUCUACCCAGGCACCGAGGUGAAUGUUACUUGUGAUGUUCCCAUAGCACAAUCACAGAUUACGUUAAAUGAGGCUGGGUCAUCGGUUUCCAGGGAUAUGACAGACCGCAAAUGUUACGUAGAAGCAAGUAAGCACGUGUCCGUAACGAUGCUCGUGAGAAGUAGCCGAUUUGAUCCGGCCAUGAUCAGAAUUCAACCAACUAUCGUUUUUCAGUCCACACAAAUUAGAAUGUUCAUUUCUAAACCCACCGACUUUACAACCGUCAUUGUUUUAUUCAGCACAACAAAGGGAAAUGUUUUGUUAGACAACGAACCGGUCAGUUUCACAUCUAUACUCGAGUACUACUAUGCAAGGAUAGGUAUCAGCACAGGCUCUCACAAACUUAGCUGUAGAUUCGGUGAUUGUAUGCUCUCCGCUUACAUCCAUGGAUAUCACAACAACGAAGCAAUGGGAGCUCCUAUAGUUUUCAGAAAAUUGUCAACCGAGGAACAGACUACGCCGACUCCUCUGUCAACUGGGGAACAGUCUUCGCCGACGCAUCAGUCAACUGGGGAACCAUCUACGCCGACGCAUCAGUCAACCGGGGAACCAUCUACGCCGACGCAUCAGUCAACCGGGGAACCAUCUACGCCGACGCAUCAGUCAACCCGGGAACAGUCUACGCUAACUCAUCAGUCAACCCGGGAACAGUCUACGCCGACGCAUCAGUCAACCGGGGAACCAUCUACGCCGACGCAUCAGUCAACCAGGGAAGAGUCUACGCCGACGCAUCAUCAAUUAUCAACAGAACCAACCUAUGAUAUAUCAUCCUAUACAACAACCUUACUGAGACGUAUUACAACAUUACAGGGAGAAUACACUAACAUGUCGGUACAGACAGUCACGACCCAGAUGCCAAAAAAAACUACAAAAACAUUGAACCAGACGUGCGAAUGCUAUGGAUAUUCGUGUCAACAGAGCAACUACAGUCAAGAGCAGCUGGAGAAUCUGGUGGCGGAGCUGAAGCAGGAAUUGCUUGUAGCAAAGCGCGCAACCUCUAACCAUAAACGGACAUUGGUCUGCGCCCGAGACCACCGAACUUCCGCCAAGGUUGCUGGGUACAUGGCCGGGACUGUCCUCGUAAUAUUGGCGGUGGGCAUGUUGAUCGUAGACAUUCCAAAUCUAUGGGGCAUGCUCAAAACAAUCAAACGUAAUCUUUGCAAUAGGACGCCAUGAUAUUGGUGGUGGGGAUGUUGAUUUUUCAAAACAAUCAAACAUUAAAUCUAUAAACGACGUCGCCGUGAUAUUGGUGAUAGAGAUGUUGAUGUUUUUGUAAAACAAUAAAAUGUAA
This is a messenger RNA of Pecten maximus, 2042 nucleotides long. RefSeq lists its product as uncharacterized. The coding region runs from base 26 to 1927 and encodes 633 amino acids. The transcript is spliced from 3 exons. NCBI's taxonomy places the organism in Eukaryota, Metazoa, Mollusca, Bivalvia, Pectinida, Pectinidae. The record is from RefSeq and is a predicted model, not a curated record.